AUGGGUGCAUGCUUUAGCGGCGAAGUCGCGGGGGACGCGGAACAGAAGAAGAAAAGCCAGUUGAUCGACCGGAAGCUCGAGGAAGACUCCAGGCGGUUACGCAGGGAAUGCAAGAUCCUUUUGCUUGGCUCUGGCGAGAGUGGAAAAUCCACCAUUGUCAAGCAGAUGAAAAUUAUUCACCAGAAUGGCUACACUGUGGAGGAGCUGGCUCUGUAUCGCUUGACCGUCUACAAGAAUCUCCUCGAUUGCGCCAAGGCUCUCAUCGAGGGAUACCGUCUCUUUAACCUCGAACCGUCUAGCCAAAAGGUUCAGGAUUACCUCACCUUCCUGGACGAAUAUCAUGUCGACGCAGAUCCCAAUAUGCCGUUGGAUUCUAAAGUGGGAGACGCCGUGGCUUACCUAUGGAAUGAUCCGUGCACGUCAACGGUUUUGGAACGCCAGAAUGAGUUUUAUCUCAUGGAUUCGGCGCCAUACUUUUUCGACGAAGCGAAGCGGAUAACAUCACCGGACUACAUCCCCGACGUAUCAGAUGUCCUUCGAGCAAGAACCAAGACCACAGGUAUCUACGAGACAAGAUUUACCAUGGGUCAAUUAAGCAUACACAUGUUCGAUGUGGGUGGCCAGCGCAGCGAACGCAAGAAGUGGAUUCACUGCUUCGAGAAUGUCACAUCUAUCAUUUUCUGUGUCGCUUUGAGUGAAUACGAUCAGAUGUUGCUAGAAGAAAGCAAUCAAAAUCGCAUGAUGGAGAGCUUAGUUCUCUUCGACUCUGUGGUCAACUCUCGAUGGUUCAUGCGAACAAGUAUCAUUUUGUUCCUGAACAAAGUCGAUCUAUUCCGGCAAAAACUUCCCCGGUCUCCCCUGAGUAAUUAUUUCCCUGACUAUUCUGGUGGAAAUGAUGUGAAUCGUGCGGCGAAGUAUCUUCUUUGGCGAUUCAACCAAGUGAAUCGAGCACACCUCAACCUAUAUCCACACCUUACCCAAGCAACCGACACCACCAAUAUCCGACUGGUUUUCGCGGCUGUCAAGGAAACAAUUCUACAGAAUGCCCUGAAGGAUUCAGGUAUUCUAUAA
Penicillium verhagenii is the source of this 1071-nucleotide messenger RNA. RefSeq names its product guanine nucleotide-binding protein subunit alpha gpaB (gene gpaB). Gene Ontology annotation, cellular component: heterotrimeric G-protein complex. Gene Ontology annotation, molecular function: G protein-coupled receptor binding; GTP binding; G-protein beta/gamma-subunit complex binding. Lineage: Eukaryota; Fungi; Ascomycota; Eurotiomycetes; Eurotiales; Aspergillaceae. Bases 1 to 1071 code for a protein of 356 amino acids. The record is from RefSeq and is a predicted model, not a curated record. Gene Ontology annotation, biological process: adenylate cyclase-activating G protein-coupled receptor signaling pathway. The transcript is spliced from 6 exons.